Messenger RNA from Lottia gigantea (owl limpet), 432 nucleotides. RefSeq lists its product as hypothetical. Lineage: Eukaryota; Metazoa; Mollusca; Gastropoda; Lottiidae. Gene Ontology annotation, cellular component: PAM complex, Tim23 associated import motor. The annotation marks the transcript as partial. Gene Ontology annotation, biological process: protein folding; protein import into mitochondrial matrix. Gene Ontology annotation, molecular function: protein-folding chaperone binding; adenyl-nucleotide exchange factor activity; protein homodimerization activity. The transcript has a single exon. The record is from RefSeq and is a predicted model, not a curated record.
GAUAAAUAUCUGAGGUCAUUGGCAGAAACAGAAAAUGUGAGAACAAGAAUGAUGAAACAAGUGGAAGAUGCUAAAAUCUUUGGUAUUCAGGGAUUUUGUAAGGAUUUGUUGGAAGUGGCUGAUAUUCUUGGUACUGCUACAGAAAGUGUACCUAAAGAGCAAUUAACUGAGGAAAAUAUUCAUUUAAAAAACCUUUACGAUGGACUUGUGUUAACUAAUUCUCAAUUACAAAAAGUUUUUGAUAAGCAUGGACUCGUUAAAUUAGCUCCUAAAGAAGGGGAACUUUUUGAUCCAUUUGUACACGAAGCAUUGUUUGAAGUACCAAGUGCUGAGAAAGAAAAGGGAACAGUAGCUGUAUUACAGAAAUCUGGUUACAAGUUAAAAGAUAGAACAAUACGGCCAGCUUUAGUGGGGGUUUUCAGACAACCUUGA